Nyctereutes procyonoides (raccoon dog) is the source of this 1486-nucleotide messenger RNA. It is a transcript of the gene AP3S2, whose product is annotated as adaptor related protein complex 3 subunit sigma 2. Bases 76 to 657 code for a protein of 193 amino acids. The transcript is spliced from 6 exons. Gene Ontology annotation, biological process: Golgi to vacuole transport; intracellular protein transport. Gene Ontology annotation, cellular component: intracellular membrane-bounded organelle; AP-3 adaptor complex; membrane coat. Lineage: Eukaryota; Metazoa; Chordata; Mammalia; Carnivora; Canidae. The record is from RefSeq and is a predicted model, not a curated record.
GGAAGUGGCCGUGUUGUGACGGAAGGAGAUGCUUUGUGGGAGCCGCCGGCGCUUGAAGAAACGUGGCCCGCAAAGAUGAUUCAAGCGAUUCUGGUGUUCAACAACCACGGGAAGCCGCGGCUGGUCCGCUUCUACCAGCGUUUCCCAGAAGAAAUUCAACAACAGAUUGUUCGAGAGACCUUCCAUCUAGUUCUCAAGCGAGAUGACAACAUUUGUAACUUCUUGGAAGGUGGAAGUUUGAUUGGUGGCUCUGACUACAAACUGAUUUAUCGGCACUAUGCUACACUCUACUUUGUGUUUUGUGUGGAUUCAUCAGAGAGUGAACUUGGAAUCUUGGACCUCAUCCAGGUUUUUGUGGAGACCUUGGAUAAGUGUUUUGAAAAUGUUUGUGAAUUGGAUUUGAUCUUCCAUAUGGAUAAGGUGCACUACAUCCUUCAGGAGGUGGUGAUGGGUGGGAUGGUAUUGGAAACCAACAUGAAUGAAAUUGUGGCUCAGAUUGAAGCUCAAAACAGACUGGAGAAAUCCGAGGGUGGCCUUUCCGCAGCCCCUGCCCGGGCCGUGUCUGCUGUGAAAAACAUCAAUCUGCCAGAGAUUCCUCGCAACAUCAACAUUGGUGAUCUGAACAUCAAAGUCCCCAACCUGUCCCAGUUUGUCUGAGAGUCCACAGCUACUGAACUGCAGUCCUUGAAGCAAGUCAAGCUGGUCCUGCCACAGAGCCCACUCUGAGCCUUAGAAGGGUCAGGCCCUGGGCCCUGACACCUGCAGCCGUGGAGUUGGGGGUGGGAGGGAAUCCUGGGUUCACGACUAGCAUGUACCUGGUUCUCAUAUGUGCCACCUUGCCGGCCUCUGAUACAUGUGGCUGCUGCAGAUGUGGGAGGGGGCCCUGGCUUCCUCCGUGGGGGUCAGUGUGCUCGAGCCACUUGUACCUUUACCUCGCGCCUGUAGCUACUUCCAGGGACUGGGCACUAUACUGGGACCCACCUGCUUCCUAGAACCCACCACUAGGACAUUCCCUGACUAGAGUCUUCAUCCUUAGCACUGCGAGGCUUCUGGGGUCCUAUAGCAUUCACUUGCUGGCAGGGUGCCAUAGCUAGGAAAGGGCUGACACUUCAUAUGAGGAUACGUGGUGAGUGGCAAACAAGGGCAGAGUUUUAUGAGAACUGGAUUUGCCUUCUGGCUCCACUAGGGUUGUCAUGCCCAGAGUUCUUUCGUAUAGGCAAGUUUUCUGGUUACCACCACCUACAGAAUGUUUCCCUCACUGCCACUGCCCUAGCUCGGUUUGCCCAGGACACACUCCAGAUCAUGAACCUGGCGCAUGCCAGGAGGGAGAACACCCCCUUCCCCACGGCUGUUUCUUCAGCACAGCCAUAGGGUCCCUCAUCCACAGGGAGAGGCCCCGUGUCUGUGGAAGGCAAAGCUGACAACAUGUGGAACAUCUCAAAAUUAUGACUCUUUCGAGGUUUAAAAUACAUUCUUCUCACGAGGA